AUGGAGAAGUCUCCAGAAGGAACGGUUGUCGUCAACGAUCUACGUCAACUUCUAGGAGCACUCAAUCACAACGAGGGUGGCAGCAACGGCGGUAGCAGCCUGCUAGCUAUCAGCAAUGCGGCUCUACCUGGCGCUUCCUCUUUCAAAAUUGACCAAAUGCGCGGAAGUCUGGUGGUCGCAUCACCACCCGACCGAGAUGCGCUUUGUCCCACAAAUCCUCAUAGUAGUCUGGAUCUUGCUAGUGUGGGAAGACCUGGUGAUCGACGCGACAUUUACUUGGGAGGCGAGGCAUCUAGCUCCCAUCCUAACAGUUUCAACCAACCCUGUGUGAUCCACCUAACCAUUGUCUUUGGAUCUCCUAGUGAGCCCUCGUUUGAUAGCCUCAACGUCGUCCUCGAUGAUCUAAAUGAUCACGCACCAAAAUUUGCCGAGGAUGAAGCACUACAUGUAAUUCGAGUGUUGGAAACGCCUGGCACACAUCUACAAUCAGUAUCGCCCUAUGGGAGCAAAUCAAGCCCUACUAAGGUGAGGAUUCCCUUGCCAGAAGCAGUUGAUCUGGACGCCCCAGAAAACGGCGUUCGUCACUAUAGACUAGAAGGAGAGGACGCCUACCUGUUCUACUUGGAAAUUGGUCGAGGGGAGGACGGAGGAAUAGCUGUUGAAGCUGACCCUCGAGAACUUGUCCUAACUUCGGCCAAACGUUUGUGGCUUAUUCCCUCUGGAACGUCAGGAGAGUCUUUCUCGGGCUUGGACUACGAACAGAGAAAGGAGUAUCGCUUUGUGUUAGUGGCAGUAGAUGGCGGAAUGCCGCCGAGAUCUGGGAGACUACCAAUACGUUUGAUAGUUGAAGAUGUAAACGACCACGUUCCUACCUUUACCCAGACGCAGUACAAUGGAGUUGUGUCAGAAGAUGAGCUUCCUGGUCAUGUUAUCCUUCAAUUACAAGCCAUUGAUGGUGACUGGAAAUACGAAAAUCAUAGAAUAAAUUUUAGAAUUCCCGGUAAAGACGAGCACUCGAAAAAUCUCCCCUACUCAGAGGCUCAAACAGCGGCAGCUAACUUUUUUGAGAUUGAACUUGUCAAAUCAUAUGAUUACAACCCAGAUUCUUCAAGCACCCAUCGAAGAAACGCCACUACAGGUCAGUUAAUAGUUCAAAGGAAGUCCGAAAAUCAACUUCGACAGGCUGCUAAACAAGCAUUGGAAGCGGCUAAAAAGUUACAGACCUCCAGUCUCGACACGUCUCAACCAAGACUAAGAUAUCGCCCCCUAAAUGUUCGCUCUUAUCUCCUGAGAUUUGUUGUAGAGGCUUACGAUUUUGGUAAGCCGUCACUGUCCUCCCAAGUUCCUGUCUAUGUUGAAAUUGUUGAUGUGAACGAUGAAGCACCAGAGAUCUUUGUUGACUACAUUUCAACUAUUCCACAACAGCAUCAGCAAGGUAGAAAGAGUUCCUGUGGUACUCUGCUCGAGGGUCAAGGCCGUUCGAUGAUAGCGCAAGUCACGGUUGUUGACAACGACGCAGCCUCCAUCAACACAGAAGUUGCUUGUACUGUGAAUGAUUCCCUCUUCUCAUUGGAGCCUAUUUCUACAAUGGGUAGUGCAGGGUGGCCAAGUCUAGGGACAAAUAGCCAAGGCAUGAAGGGCAAUCAAGCUAUGCUGAUGUACAAACUGAUGUCGAAUAACCCUGUAGACCGAGAAGGUGCCAGUGGUAGCACCAUUUCGGUUCAGAUUACUUGCAUAGACAAUCAGGAUGUGGAUUCAAAUUCGAAGAGGUUAACGUCACGUGCAGACGUUUGCAUCAAUAUUGAAGAUAUCAAUGACAAUCCUCCCCAAUUCUCCUCUAGUUCUUAUACUUUUAGAGUGGUGGAAAAUGUCCCUUCAAAUGGGAGUCGUCAGUUCUCCCUUGGGAAGGGUGGACACUUUAUCGGGAAGGUUCUUGCCACUGAUCGUGACACCUUACAAAAUGCCAAAAUAGAGUAUACCCUCUCACCAAAUACAAAGGGCGUUGUGGAAAUUGAUGCAGAAAAUGGUAGUCUUUACCUCAUUAGCCCCUUCGAUCGUGAGAAGACCAAGCAAUUUGUUUUCACCGUAAUAGCCACAGAUCAAGCGGAGUGCAAUCGCACAGCCUAUGGGCGAUUAUCGAGCACUGCUGAGGUGAGAAUAAUCGUGACCGAUAUGAACGACUGUCAACCAGAAUUUGAAUCGGCCAAUUACAAUUUUGAGGUGGAAGAAAAUGUUGAAUUGGCCGAGGUGGGAAGAGUCAAAGCGACCGACGCGGACAUGGGCGAUUUCGGUCGAGUUAGAUACAGCUUAGCGGCAGAAGAUGUGCAGAAUACCGGUGGUACACAUCCCGCGAGUAGACAAAGCGCCAAUGCACUGAUCACAAGCCUCUUUCAAAUAGAUCCGCGUAUGGGAAUAAUCCGACUCAGAGGUCAUCUAGACAGAGAAAAAAGGGUCCACUAUGAAUUCCUUGUACUCGCUGUAGACAACGUCCCAAUAAGCGGUGAAGUACCUGCAAGCCAUUCAGCAGUUCGGUUUACAGCGACCGCAACGGUAUUGGUGAUGGUUCUGGAUCAAAACGACAAUCCACCUCAGAUUCUGUCUCCUCGAAAUCUUGCUGAAUUUAUGCUCAGUCCAGAUCAAAUGGUCGCUGGCACAACCAUCUUCACUAUUGAAGGAAGUGACAGCGAUCAAGGAGAGAAUGCCACCGUUGAAUAUGAAUUGGUGCUCCCUGAAAGUGUGUUCGAUAAUUCAUCAGAAUUAAACUCAGCAAGACUUCUAAAAAAUUUCCCAUUUGCAGUUGACCAAACUGCAGGAGUCUGCUACCUCAAACAAAACCUUCCCCCACUAGGCACUGAUGGAGCAAAUCUCUACACUUUCCAAGUUAGGGCCUACGAUUUAGGUACACCAAAUAGCCUUAAUUCUACAGUCACUGUGAGAAUACUGCGCGGAACCAAGGCACUGUCGGGAACCUAUACAGACUCCUUUCUUAUCCACAAUCGGUUCGGAACAGAGGGACUUCCCAAGGGAGCAGGCAGAGGUGGUGCGUACCCCGGUGGUGAAUGGUUAAGUGAUUGGGGGGGAGAGACGGGUGGCAUUCCCAAUAAGACCCUGGCGAUCAUCGUUGCCGCCGUCUUUGCAGUUGCCAUUCUCCUGGCCAUCAUGGUGUACGUAUACUUCCGUCAUCGGAGGACCUUCAGUACGCGAAUGAUUGUGAACGGAGUGUUAGGCAAUCCACUAACAACCAAAGGUGCAGAAGGAUACAACGCUGGUAAGUCAUUUGUUAGAAAUUCUUCCACCUGUUUUUUAGAAGGAAAUCCUUGUGAGGUUUUCAAGUUAGCAAACAAAUAA
Molecule: messenger RNA, 3348 nt
Organism: Hydatigera taeniaeformis
Lineage: Eukaryota; Metazoa; Platyhelminthes; Cestoda; Cyclophyllidea; Taeniidae
Source: the annotation of a GenBank genome assembly